Messenger RNA from Austrofundulus limnaeus, 1527 nucleotides. RefSeq names its product perilipin 2 (gene plin2). Gene Ontology annotation, cellular component: cytosol; lipid droplet. Lineage: Eukaryota; Metazoa; Chordata; Actinopteri; Cyprinodontiformes; Rivulidae. The transcript has 8 exons. The coding region runs from base 67 to 1326 and encodes 419 amino acids. Gene Ontology annotation, biological process: positive regulation of triglyceride storage; lipid storage. The record is from RefSeq and is a predicted model, not a curated record.
GUGCUGCGGACCUGGCUCAUUGAACGGUUCAGAGAUAACUCGACAUCCUUCGGAUUUUAGUCGAAAAUGGCAGCAGCUGAAGUCAUGUCAAAUCAGAGUGUGGUGGAGAGGGUGGCCAGCCUUCCUCUGGUGAGCUCCACCUACAGCCUGGUGUUCAGUGUCUACGCCACCACCAAAGACCACCACCCUUACAUCAAGACUGUGUGUGAGGCCGCGGAGCAGGGGGUCCGCACCAUCACCUCCGUGGCCCUCACCACCGCCUCGCCCAUCAUCAACAAGCUGGAGCCUCAGAUCGCCGUGGCCAACGAYCUGGCCUGCAGAGGUUUGGACAAGAUCGAGAAAACUUUACCGCUCCUCCACCAGCCUCCUGAGCAGAUCGUUUCCAGCGCCAAAGAUGUCGUAACGGGGAGAGUGUCCGGGGCCGGGGGCUCCGUCUCCGGCACGCUGAGCUGCGUGGUGCAGCGGACCCGCGGAGCGGUGCAGGACGGCGUGGAGAGGACCAGGGCCGCCGUCAGCACCGUGCUGGAGAGCAGGGUGGCCCAGGCCGUCAGCAGCGGCGUGGAGACGGCGCUCAGCACGUCGGAGAGCCUGGUGGAGCAGUACCUGCCUCUGACUGAGGAGGAACUGGAGCCGGAGGAGAAAGAUGAGGGAGGCUCUGGCRAGCAGCAGAGCUACUACGUGCGUCUGGGCUGCCUCUCCGCCAAGCUGCGCAGGAGAGCGUACACCCGGGCCGUGGCCAGGAUACGAGCCGGCAAACAGCGCAGCCUGGGCCUGAUUUCUGAGCUCAACUCCACCGUUGACCUGAUUGAAUUCAGCAGGAAGAACAUCAACAGUGCCAACCAGAUGGUGAACAAGCAGCUGACCUCACUGGUGUCGUGGAAGUCCAGUCCGACUCAGCAGAACGGUCACCAAGCAGAGGUAAUCGAGUCUCGCACCUUAGCUCUGGCUCGUUCCCUCACCCAGCAGCUGCAGACCACCUGCCUGGUCCUGGUCUCGGGCCUGCAGGGAAUCCCCGGCCACGUCCAGCAGGAGGCGCUGUCCCUCAGCCGCUUGGCAGCGCAGACGUACGCCAGCUUCAGCCGGGCCGAGGUGCUGGGAGACGUGCCGGACGGCGCGUUGACCGCCAGCAGGGUCCGGCUGGGCAGGAUGAAGGACUCUCUGGACAGGGUCAUGGACUACCUGGUCAACAACACGCCGCUCAACUGGCUGGUGGGUCCGUUCUACCCGCGCAUGGUGCCGUCAGACUCUGCGCUGGCUCUGCUGCACCCUGAGGAGCCCGUGGAGAUGGAGUCUCUGUGCUCCCAGAAGCAGCAGAGUCUGGAUUAAAGACGUUUAUUUUCUGACUAAUUUCACUUUAAUCCUGUUAAAUGAUUUAUUAUCAAACAUGUCUUCAUUUGUGCUAAAGUUACUUCUUUUUUUUUUGCUUUUAAUGACAUUUAUAAAAGGUAAUGAGGCCAACUCUUAUCUGUCUUCUUUAUAAAGUUUAUUGAAACCAUCAAUGAAAUUAUUAAAAAACUUUGUGACCAA